Papaver somniferum (opium poppy) is the source of this 601-nucleotide messenger RNA. RefSeq lists its product as uncharacterized. The coding region runs from base 93 to 401 and encodes 102 amino acids. Lineage: Eukaryota; Viridiplantae; Streptophyta; Magnoliopsida; Ranunculales; Papaveraceae. The record is from RefSeq and is a predicted model, not a curated record. The transcript has 2 exons.
GCAGGUAAAGAAUCCAUAAAUACCAUUGAUUCCAGAGAUUAAGAGAAAAAUACCAGUAGAUUCUUCAUCAACAAAUCGAGUAAUAUACAACAAUGGCUAAGCUUUUUUGUGCUUCACCCAUUUUUAUUGCUGCUUUGCUCCUUCUACUGAUAACUGUAUCGGUUUCUUCUGAGACAAGUCGUAACGCAGUUUGCACAUUUGCCGGCGGAGCCAAAGGAGUGAUACAAGAAGGAAGAUCCAACAAGGGUUGCAAUGGUUGUGCCAAAAACUGCCUUGCAAAAUGUGGGAACAGCAAAUACAGGUUGGUUUACGACCAAUGCGAAUUUAUUGAGGCAGACACAAUGAUAUGCAACUGCUGUUGUAGCGACAAGCAGAAAUCUUAUGUCACUUCAGAUCAGUAAAUUAUCUGACAUGAUAUAAUAGUACCAGGAAGUGGCGCCGGAGGCCAGGAUUAUCUGCGUAUUAUUGUUUAAACUCUUGUAUGUGCAACUAUCUAAUGUUCAAUUGUUGCACUCCCUAGCUAUACGUAUGUGUUUUAAUUUGUUGAUGGGUUACCAUCGAUCUUUCGAUUAAGUUAAAUAAAAGGUAAUGCCGACGUUCA